AUGGGUUUUGUUUCAUCACUGCUUUGCUGUUCCGACGAAGACUCUCAAUCAUCAUCUCCACUUCAAACUAAUCAUCAACAACUCCAGCAUCAAAAAGAAAAGCAAUUACAAUCACAAAAAAAUAAUAAUAAAAUAAUACAGAACGAGAAAAGAACGCAAACGUCACAUCAAGAUAAAAAAAAUCGUCAAACUUCAUCCUCUUCAUCAAUAUCUGCUGAAACAAAACAACUGACAAAAAGUUCAUCUCAUCCUAAGCAUAGAAAGCAUAAUAACAAUAGUUACGAUAAUCACAGCAUGACUAUUGUAACACCAACCCUUACAAUAAAUACAAACACAAAUGAUGCUCAUGGUUCGACUUCCAUAAAUGGUAUGCAUACUGGAAAUACAAAGAUAAAAGAUAAUAAUAGUAAUGAUUCUUCGAAGAUAAAAAACAGUGAUAAUGGUCAAAACCAAAUGAAAGAAGACAAAAGAAGAAGGAAAAAAAGAAAUACGCCGAAUAAUCAAAAUAUAAUAAAAAAAUCUCUUGAAGAAGAAUCUGUUACAGGAAAAGAAUAUCCGAAUGCUAAGGAUGAAGAAAUAGAAGAAAAAGAAUCAUUUAGGGAUAAAGAAAUUGAAGAAGAAGAAGAUAGUAAAGAAACACAACUCGUGAACGUAUAUAAUUCAGAAACUGAUACAAGUACGGGAGAAACUGUUCCACAAACAAUGAAUGAAGUGCUACCGUCAACACAAGAAGAAUUAGAGAAUGGAGAUGAUAUCAACAUUACGACGAAUAAUAACAAUAAUGAUGAUGCUAAUAAUGAUAACAUUAAUAACAACAACAGUAAUAAUAUUGCAUUGGAAAGGAAUUAUAGUGCAGAAACUGCUAAUACUUCGAUUGGGAGUACUACUACAAAUUCAAUGACUACUACUUCUUAUGAUGAAGAUAAUGGUGAAUUUAUUGAUUUGACACUUUUACAACCAAUGCAAUAUCAUGCAGAUGGUUAUAAAACAUUAUUAUCACCCAAGGAUGAAAUUAAGUUUAAACAUAAAAAAUGCCUAGUAUUAGAUUUAGAUGAAACAUUGGUUCAUUCAUCGUUUAAGUACUUACCAAAUGCUGAUUUUAAUUUACCAGUUAAUAUUGAUGAUCAAAUUCAUAACGUUUAUGUCAUCAAGAGACCCGGUGUAGAUGAAUUCUUGGAAAAAGUUGGUAAAUUAUUCGAAGUGGUAAUUUUCACAGCAAGUGUAUCCAGAUAUGGUGAUCCAUUACUGGAUAGAUUAGAUCCAAAGGGUAAAUCAAUCCAUCAUCGAUUAUUUAGAGAAGCAUGUUAUAAUUACGAAGGUAAUUAUAUUAAGAAUUUAUCACAAAUGGGGAGACCAUUAAGUGAAAUUAUUAUAUUGGAUAAUUCACCUGCAUCAUAUAUUUUCCAUCCUCAACAUGCUAUCCCUAUAUCUUCUUGGUUUUCUGACUCUCAUGAUAAUGAAUUAUUAGAUAUUAUACCGUUAUUAGAAGAUCUUUCAAAAAAUCCUUCAUUAGACGUUGGUAAAGUAUUAGACGUCACAAUAUGA
Naumovozyma dairenensis CBS 421 is the source of this 1545-nucleotide messenger RNA. Its product is annotated as dullard-like phosphatase domain-containing protein. Lineage: Eukaryota; Fungi; Ascomycota; Saccharomycetes; Saccharomycetales; Saccharomycetaceae. Bases 1 to 1545 code for a protein of 514 amino acids. Gene Ontology annotation, cellular component: plasma membrane. The transcript has a single exon. Gene Ontology annotation, molecular function: phosphoprotein phosphatase activity. The record is from RefSeq and is a predicted model, not a curated record.